Messenger RNA from Rhodamnia argentea, 952 nucleotides. RefSeq names its product membrane-anchored ubiquitin-fold protein 6. NCBI's taxonomy places the organism in Eukaryota, Viridiplantae, Streptophyta, Magnoliopsida, Myrtales, Myrtaceae. Gene Ontology annotation, molecular function: protein binding. The record is from RefSeq and is a predicted model, not a curated record. The transcript is spliced from 4 exons. The coding region runs from base 255 to 611 and encodes 118 amino acids.
UUCAGGUAAGAGUCGAUCCCCACUUUGAUAGUUUCCAUUUCUUCUUCCACCUCCUCCUCCUCCUCCUUCUGUGAGCUCAUUUUCAAGCUCUCGUCGGUCGCUCUCAUGCAUCUCCUGAUCUGAUCGUCGACCCUUUUCGGAUCUGAGGAAUCCGAAUCUCACGACAGAUUCCGCGCGGUUCCAGGAGAAAUCCGUGCUGAAAUCGGCUUCCGAUCGCGACUCCGGCUUCUUCUACGGGAGGAGAUUUUGAUGAAAUGGAUGGUGAAGGCUUGAUUGAGCUCAAGUUCAGGCUUGCGGAUGGCAGCGACAUUGGUCCCAGCAAAUACCGCCCGGCUAUGACGGUGGCCUCUCUCAAAGAGAAAGUGGUUGCUCAUUGGCCUCGAGACAAAGAAAAUGGCCCCAAGACAUUGAACGAUGUAAAGCUUAUUCAUGCUGGAAAGAUACUGGAAAACAACAAGACCCUUGCUGAGUCGAGACUUCAAGUUGGUGAAUUUCCAGGGGGUGUCAUCACCAUGCAUGUUGUUGUGCGUCCCCCCGUUUCAGACAAAAAGAAUGAGAAGUUGCAGAAUGAGUCUCUGGGGAAACCUCGGUGUUCAUGCUCAAUUUUGUAGCUUCUUGUAGCUUCAGGUAACAGAGUCGACAUCUUCAUGGCUUGGUCUUGCUUCACGCUUUGUCAAGAUAGGGCUGCUACGUGCUAAGUUGCUCUUGGAAUCAUUGUGAGAAUCAGUGCAUUGACAAAUCUUUUGGGAAAAAAAGAUAAAUUCUUGCUGUAACAGUUUAUAGAGUCCUCAAGUGAGAAUUUGUUGGAUUGUUUAUACAGGAAAAAUUUGUUGUAGAGUUGUGAGUGAUGUAAUCAGCACACUUUCAGUGUAUAAAGAGAUUUCCGAUGGAUGUUCACUUCCCAAGGGAUUAUUAUUCUAAGUAAGUUGUGAGGGAAGAUGGUUAGUGUGCA